CGGCUCUGGCCGCCGCAUUCCUUCAGGCCAGGGGCGGGAAAUAUCCCGCGUCUCUCCCCGAGCGGCGGAAAUGAGAUUCCCGCCACGCACCCCUGCUUGUGCGGUCGGCUCUCGUCCUUCACUCGGCCCCCUCUCGGGAGCUGCCCGGCUGCUGACCCGGGCGGUGGGCGCGCGAGAGGAGCCCAGCUGCCAAGCCGGCUGGGCAGGCAGCGAGCGGGUCCCCGCGCCGGGCGCCUGCCCCAGGGGCGAGCGCUGCGCAGGCUGUUGGCAAGGAGGGAGGCCCUGUGAGGUCGGCGCAGCAGGAGGACGCGGGCCAGCCAGCGGCUGGUAUUUAUAGCACCGUGACAGCAGCGCCCUGGCGGAGCCAAAGCCUGGCUCACGUAGGCGUUUCCCGCUAGAGCAAAAGGUGGCUUCCGAGCUCGGCAAACAACUGUACUGAAGUAUUUGAGAAUGGAUAAAGGCUUCCGCUACUACUUCCAGCACCCCUGGUCUCGCCUAGUUGUGGCUUACCUGGUGAUCUUCUGUAACUUCUUAAUAUUUGCUGAGGAUCCAGUAUCUCACAGUCAAACAGAAGCUAAUGUUAUUGUUGUUGGCAACUGCUUUUCGUUUGUAACAAAUAAAUACCCUGGAGGAGGAGGCUGGAGGUUUCUGAAGGUGCUUCUAUGGCUACUUGCCGUUCUCACAGGAUUGAUAGCUGGGAAAUUCCUGUUCCAUCAGCGUUUGUUUGGUCAGUUAUUCCGGCUAAAAAUGUUUCGAGAGGAUCAUGGAUCUUGGAUGACAAUGUUCUUCAGCACCAUUCUCUUCCUCUUCAUUUUCUCUCACAUUUACAAUCUGUGCCUCCUUAUGGCAGGGAAUAUGAGGGCAUACAUCAUAACAGACUUUAUGGGCAUCAGGAACGAAAGUUUUAUGAAGGUUGCUGCAGUGGGGACUUGGAUGGGAGACUUUGUCACAGCUUGGAUGGUCACUGAUAUGAUGCUUCAGGACAAGCCCUACCCUGACUGGGGGAAGUCUGCCAGAGCUUUCUGGAAGAAAGGAAAUGUUAGGAUCAUUUUAUUCUGGACUGUUCUAUUUACUUUGACCUCUGCAGUUGUGCUUGUCAUCACUACUGACUGGAUCAGCUGGGACAAGUUGAAUCGUGGAUUUCUGCCAAGUGAUGAGGUCUCAAGAGCCUUCCUGGCUUCUUUCAUCUUAGUGUUUGACCUUCUUAUUAUCAUGCAGGAUUGGGAAUUUCCACAUUUCAUGGGUGAUGUUGAUGUAAAUCUUCCUGGCUUGCCAUAUGCACAUCUGCAGUUCAAACUACCUUACUUCCAAAAGAUCUUCAAGGAAGAAUAUCACAUACAUAUAACAGGUAAAUGGUUUAACUAUGGAAUUAUCUUUCUGGUUUUAAUCCUGGAUCUAAAUAUGUGGAAGAAUCAAAUAUUUUACAAACCUCAUGAAUAUGGUCAGUAUAUUGGUCCUGGACAGAAGAUCUACACAGUGGAGGACUCAGAAAGCUUAAAGGACCUUAACAGAACCAAGUUAUCCUGGGAUUGGAGAUCAAAUAACACAAACCCUCUGACUAACAGGACUUAUGCUGAGGGAGACAUGUUCUUGCAUAGCAGAUAUACAGGGACUAGCCUUGAUGUCAAAUGCCUGGCCUUUAUUCCAAGUUUGCUCGCUUUUGCUUUGUUUGGGUUCUUCAUCUGGUUCUUUGGGCGAUUUCAGAAAACUGAGCAAGGCAUGGAGAAUCUGGACAAAUCAUACACAAGAAUGAAAAAGAAGUCACCAUCAGACAUGGGAAUGACACGAGAAAAUACACAGGUUUUAGUGGAGAAAACUUUAAGUUUUCAAGAUCCACAUUUAGUAUCCAUAAAAUCAGACUUAAGUGAAAUUGUCUUUAAUUCUUCCCUUCUAACUUCUGAAAACUUGAGCUUACAGUUGAAUGAACAAGACAGCCCAUUACAACCAAUGACAGAGGCUUCUGCGCCUAAGAGUGAUCCCAUGACCUAGAGCCAACCACCCAGAAAAGAAAGAUUUAAAUAACCAAUUAUUGUGAGAGUUCAGUUAUUGUAAGUUAAGGUUUACAUAGUGUUUAGCACAAGAAAUAUAACCCGUGCCACAAAGGUGCUCAACAUGCUUUUUCUAGGAAUUUUGUUUUCUAUUUGUAUUAUAAUAUAUGUGCCUACUGUAUAGCUAACAUUCCUUUAUAGAUUGCUUCUCAGAAUUGCACAAACUAUUUAUUAAUACAUUGAUGUUACUGUGUAAUAGUGCAUAGAUAAAUAUUUGCAGGUAUAAAAUUCUAACCAUGUUGGUGCCUUGAAACAUUAAACUGAUUUUUAACUCAACACCAGAA
Molecule: messenger RNA, 2332 nt
Organism: Caretta caretta (loggerhead turtle)
Lineage: Eukaryota; Metazoa; Chordata; Testudines; Cheloniidae
Gene: TMEM117
Product: transmembrane protein 117
Biological process (GO): intrinsic apoptotic signaling pathway in response to endoplasmic reticulum stress
Source: RefSeq, a predicted model, not a curated record